AUGUCUACCAAGACCAUCGCAGUCGUCGGCGCCACAGGCACCCAGGGAGGCUCAGUCGUCAGAGCAUUCAUCUCCCAAUCAAAUUGGCACGUCAAAGCUCUCACCCGCAGCUCAACCUCAGCCAAAGCCCAAGCCCUCCAGAAUCUCGGAGCCGAGGUCAUCGAAGCAGACAUGAACAACCAAGAAUCUCUCAUAAAAGCCUUCGAUGGCGCUCACGCAAUCUUUGUCAAUACUGACUUCUGGGCUCCUUACAUGACCGCUCUCAGCCAAGGCAAAGACCAAGCUACAGCUCAACAAAUCGGUUAUGAUACCGAGGAGCGCCAUGUCAAGAAUGCGGCUUAUGCUGCUUCCAAGACAUCUACCCUUGAGAAGUACAUUUACUCUGCUCUUGGUCCUAUUAAGGAUGUUUCGAAGGGGAAAUUUUCUCAUUGCCAUCAUUGGGAGACCAAGGCUGCGGCUGUCAAGUACAUUGAGAAUGAGAUGCCUGACUUGGCUAAGAAGACGUCGUAUGUCUACAUGGCUGCCUACGCUACGAACCCUUUUUUAUACCCCAAGAGGGAUGCUGAGACUGGCGAGUAUGUCCUCGCGGUACCAGCUUCCAAGAAUCUCAGGUUGCCUAUCAUUGAUAUCGAAGGCUCAGCUGGGUCUUUUGUCCGAACUCUGGUCGAAGAUGAACCCGCUGGAACAAAGCUUCUCGCCUAUGACAGUGACUUGAACAUCAUGGAGAUCAUGGACACUUGGAGCAGAGUUACCGGCCAAAAGGCUAUCUUCCAGUCAAUGACCGAGGAGGAGAUGCACAAGGCUACUGGUCUGCCCUACGAGGUCCUUGACGGACCAGCUUACCUUGAUGAGCAUGGAUACGUGGAAGGCGUUGAAGGAGCUAUCGCACCAGAGCAGUUGAGCAAACCUAUCAAGACGGAUAGUUUCGAGGAAUACCUCCGCAAGCAAGACCCAGAGACUUUACUGUCAUUUACAUACGCAAUGCCGGAGCCUCCGGCGGCCAAGUAA
Molecule: messenger RNA, 1008 nt
Organism: Fusarium subglutinans
Lineage: Eukaryota; Fungi; Ascomycota; Sordariomycetes; Hypocreales; Nectriaceae
Exons: 1
Coding region: 1-1008 (335 amino acids)
Source: RefSeq, a predicted model, not a curated record